AUGGUAUACACGAUGCGGUCUAAGGUUCUCUUACUUCUGCUACUUUGCUUCUGCUUUGAAGCAUGUGUGGGCAAUAUCAUACACAGGCAGGAUAGGCCUACAAAUCCACCAACAACGGAUUCGCCUAGCGCGACCACAUCGUCGAAUCAACCAGAACAAACAGAAAGCAGUCAAACAGAGAGCAGUGGAAGAGAUGGCAAGGAAAGCAUCUCAAUAGAUCGCUCCAAAUCAACAUUUGCAACUUUGACCCCAACUGCGAACUCGACUUCUUCAUCUACCUCGGCCACAGCUACCUCAGCUGCUACCACUGCGGUGAUCUCGAAUAUCAAUGGAGCUUCUCCAACAAGUUCACUCAACCCUUCGACCUAUAAUUCUACGCUCACGCCCAACAAGUUGCCUCUCACGCCUGAGGUCACUCCAGCUUUUGGAGUUGCUGGAGUUAUCUUGAUGCUUAGCGGUGUAGUCUACACGCUGAUUGGGAUGAAGAAUACCUUUCUCCAUGUUUACCUUUCGGCCGCAUAUCUCUCGAGCUUGGCAGUCACAGUACUCAUUCUUUAUGUGAUGAAUCCACCAGUCAGCGAUGCAAUUCAAGGAGCAUAUCUUGUGGCCAUAGUCAUGACAGGGCUGAUUCUUGGUGGAGCCGCUAUUGUGUUUACAGAGAUGACCGAGGGGCUGGGCUCUCUUCUUGGAGGAUUCUGUUUCAGCAUGUGGCUUCUGGUCUUGAAGCCGGGCGGACUUCUCACUUCAACGAGCAGCAAGGCCAUCUUCAUCGCAGCUUUCACUGUUGCAGCUUUUUCCACGUCAUUCAGCCAUUAUACACGACCAUAUGGAGUGAUUGGAGGAAUCUCGUUCGGUGGAGCUACUGCAGUUGUGAUUGGUAUUGAUUGCUUUAGUCGAGCUGGCUUGAAAGAGUUCUGGGCCUACCUCUGGGAUCUUAAUUCUAAUCUUUUCCCCCUUGGAGCUACCACAUACCCACUCACCAGAGGGAUGAAGGUCGAAAUUGCCGCCAUCAUCAUCAUCUUCCUCGCUGGAAUCGUUUCCCAGAUGAAGCUCUGGAAGGUUAUCAAGGAGCGUCGUGAACAACGAGCCUCUGAACGAUUACAAGAUGAGCGAACUAUGGAACAGGAGGAAGAAAACGUCGGACGACGGGUCGAGCAUGCCACAGCAGAGGACCGCAGUCAAUGGGAAGCUGUCUAUGGCAACAAGGAAGGAGAGAAAGCAGUUGGCCGAUCCAUUCGGGACUCUGGAGUCGGUGACAUGGAUAGUCAAAAGAAGGGUCCAAGAAGCGAAGUCACGUCCGUGAGGAGAUCCGAUGAAGAGAUUGAGAUGUCUGAUAUGCCUACACCCGCGCCACCCGGGCUCGUUAUGCCAAGCCAAGGCCAGGAAGGCGGGCAGAUUACCGUACGGGUGGCUCGAGAUCCGGAAACUCCCCAAUUACUGGACGAGAAUGGCAAUCCCAUCGAUUCGGAUCCCAAUGGACGAAGUUACUCGUCGGUCCCAGGUUCGACACAAAUGAGCCUUGAUUCAGAUAAGAUAUGGGUGGUUGGUGCUGACGGCGAAGCCCGACUCGAAAGGCGACCAUCUAAGCGAGAUUCAAAACGUGUGUCAGGUUCUGUGGCACCAGAGGUCGUACCUUUACCAUUCAAGGUCCCCGAGGGUGACGUCGAGGAUGACCGGUCAUCAGUUGCUACAUUCGCCGAUGAUGAAGAGGGGUUUCAAAAGAGACGAUCAAAGCAUUUGUCGGUCGGUUCUAUGCUCAUGCGAAAACUUUCUGGAAAGUCGGCCAAAUCGGCCAAAUCAAACAGGAACUCGAAGAGUUUUACUUCAGGGGAAGGUAUGAGUACGGAUGAUUUAGUGAUUCCUCGUGGAAUUGAAGAUGACAGGGCAAGUUCCAUUGCAGCUACCAUGGAUGGUUUGAGCGAUGAUGAUAUGAGAAGUGUUCGAUCGUCAUUUGACAAUGGGCCAGAUACGACUGAUUCUGCUCGACUAGAGGAUUCGCCAGUACUAUCUCCAGCCGAAGACGAGACACCCGUUAUGAAAGAUCAGGGGCUAGCCACGCCAGAAGACAAGAGUACAACGAGACCAGUUUCAGCAGCGACAGUAGCUACUGACAUUUUGGAGCCAGCGACAGGGCCGCAAGAGAUUUCAGAGGAUCAAAUUGCGGCAAAACGAAGGUCGUUGACAUCGAGCACUAAUCCAAAACCAGAUCCUCAGUCAGUCCCUGACAAGGAGCUGGACAAUAUCGAGAAACCAGCCGUGGUACCUUCCGUAAUCUCUGCUGUCGAGUCGAAGCCGGCAAGCAUCACAAAGGAUAGACUUCCCCCGCAACUCUCUAAGGUUGUCAUGUCAUACCGGACCAACGAGUGGGCGAAACAUCUCAGUAGUGCUGAUGCACCUGAGAUGGACGAGUUGAAACUGGCAGAAUAUCCUGUUGAAGAAGAGACAAAGGCGGAGCUGGCUGCACCAGUGAAUGUUGAAGAACUUCAGCAGACCGCGGAAAUUGCGGUACCUCGCCCUGCAUCAAGAUCUGCAUCUCAAAUGUCCAACUACGGCCCACCAGUUUUGACGAGGUCAACAUCCUCACUAUCGAGAGCGCCACCGCAAGUUGGACCUCCGCGAGACAAUCAUUUCCCACCACAGACACAAGACAAUAAUCUCAAUCGUAGCGCCUCGCAAUUGUCACUCAAGUCGCAAAAUGUCCCUAGAGGAUUCCGUUCGCCCUCAGGAGCUCUCAUUCCUGAGCAGAUUGUCGAGUCCCCAAUCGAAGAGGACCUCCCUUCACGCUCUCCUGGCAUGCAGUCAAAUGGCAAAUUUCAAAAUGCCAUUCCAUUCGGACCAUCAACCACCCUCCUUGGGAAGCGGGAUUCAAUGUUGAGAAACAAGACCUCAUACUCCGCUAAUCAUGCUGCGCUCGCAUCAACUCCCGAGUUCCCCCCGACUACUCAGUCUGCAUCCCGCGCCACUAGUGAAGCUGGGUCCCUAUACAACUACCCCAACAGUAAUGCCAUCGUUGAUGAUGACGAGAUGCCUUUGUCCGUCCGAAGAAAUAUGAUACGGCGGUCAUCUAUCCAAGCCGAGCAACCUCCCGCCCAACCCGUGCUCUAUGAUUCCCACCAACCGAAACGACAGUCCUCGGCUCCUCACCCAAUGGUUAGAGAACAGCAACUCGCGUCUUGGAGAGCCAGCGUGCAGCAGGAUUUGAAGAGUACGGUGGUUCCAAAGAACACGAUUGAGCGGUCAAGAAGCGCUUUGUGGCAGGAGAGACAAGCCGAAGAGCAGAAGAGGAUGAUGGAGGAGAGGAAGAAGGGCGAGCGGGAUAGCAAGUUCGACGAGAGGAUGCGAAGAGGCGAUAUGCUGGAUGCUCAUCGCGAAGCGUUACGAAGGAUGCAGGCCAGUGCAAACAAGCAUGCUUAG
Molecule: messenger RNA, 3414 nt
Organism: Cadophora gregata
Lineage: Eukaryota; Fungi; Ascomycota; Leotiomycetes; Helotiales; Ploettnerulaceae
Exons: 2
Coding region: 1-3414 (1137 amino acids)
Source: RefSeq, a predicted model, not a curated record